UGAAAACAAACACCACGUUGUUUAUAUUUUAAAAGUUGACCUUGUUUACGUUUUAAGCCGGCGUUUAACGGUUUCAUUAAACGAACAUUAGUAGAUAUUAGAUUAGAAUUUUACGUUGAAAAAUGUCUGAUUGGGAAAACAUAGAAUGUGGGUAUAACGCUUGGGAAGAGACUAUGAACUUUGGAACAAGGUGUCUCGGUGGCUUGGACGAUUUGCACGAAACUAGCACAUUAGCUGUUAUUCAAAGCUCGGAUGGGGGUACCACAACGUUACCGACCAUUCACUCGCUGGUAAACAACGGAUCUGUUCUUUUUUCCAUCAAUAAAUCGCUUCGUAGCUUUCAAGACUUGCACUGCACAGUCUUGAGUUUAAAUAAUACUUUUGACGAUAUUAUUGAUACAUUUUCCAUUAAUUUAAAUGGAACUUUGCUGUGUGUUUGUUUGCGUAGUGGACUUGUUAUUGUGUUCGACAUUGAGAGUGAACCACAAGUACUGUUUCAGAAGAUUGUUUGUGAGAAUAAUGAUAAGGAACAGGCCUUCUUUAUCAAAUCCAUACCAGUUCAAACUAGGACAGAAAAUCUUACUUUUUAUAUAAUUAAUCGGACCGGAAAAAUUCACAGAAUUACACAUUCACGUUUGGAAGACACCAGUAGUGAUUGUAGUGAUUAUAAAUACACCGAUCAUCUUGUCAUGGAUUUAAGCAAGCCAAUCUUGAGUGCUGAUCUAUUAUAUCCAAUAAUGUGCUGCACAAACUUAGAACAUGUAUUUAUUUGCAACUUGGAAAUGGCAACGUUUACUUCAUUCAAUACAAAAGGUUUAAAGAAAAUUUAUCUGUGCAAUACACGAUUCUGCUUAGGAUUAACAGAUGAUGGAAGAUUAAUGAGUGUGUGUACGAAAACUGGAUUAAGGCUCACCACAAAAAUUAAAAUCUUAUUUGAUGAUAUGCUCUUAAUAUACGACAAUAAUCACGUGCAAAUUUUAGCAGUGACCAAAAAGGACGAAAUAGGAAGCUCAGAUAUCACGCUAAUGUCAUAUCCAGAAUAUAAAACCGUAUUCUCCCUAAGACUAUCCAGUGGAAUACAUUUCAUCGUACCAGAGCAUAUUCAUGAUGAAAUAAUGUACAUCUCAGAAAUAAGAGCCGGUGAGGCCAUUAAAGAGCUACGAUUUCAAAUUAUUUCCGAAACAGCUCCCGAAUAUCGUCUUCAACGAUUGUUGCGCAGGCAGAAGUUCAAGGAAGCUGAGCAGUUUGCAAAAAUGUUUAGCCUGGACUUGACGGAGAUUCAAAAAGCAAAGGCUCGAUUGAUAGUGGAUAAGUAUGAAUGUAAUGAAACGGACGUUACUGAGUUACUUGAGAUUUUAAAUGGCAUUUCUGAUGACGAGUUCAAAAUUUCAAGCUGCUUAAACACCCAUUCGUCCUGCAGUAAUCUGAAAGAUGUGGAACGAAUUUUGCGAUACAUGAACUCUGUGUCACCCUCUGAAUUGAGUGCAGAUAGCGAACAAUGGGAGAAUAUUGGCCCAGAGCUCAUGUUCAGAUUUCAUACAUUUCUUAUGCUUGUAAAUGCCGGUUACUUAGAGAGUUCAUCUGAAGAUUGGAAUCAUUUCUCAAUAUGUGAUCUGCUUAGCCAACUACGCAUUUUACUAGAAGAGGGUCAAAUCGAGGAAUUUAAGAUUUUAUAUAAUCGACUAGAUGCUGCAACUGUAGAGAAAUUAAAUCAAACAGAUAUUGCUACAAUAUUGGAUAACGUCAAUAAGCUUGCUCUCGGAGAUCAAGAAUCUUUUUUAAGUGCCUUUGUUCCUUUAAGUAUAAGCUAUCUACCUUCAUCGGUAACCACAUUCAUACAGUGGAUAAUAAGCAAUGUGUAUUACAUAGAGAAAACCUAUUUCGAUGCAUUUCCCAAGAAUGCACUAACGUUCUUAAACCAAAUGGUUGUGUUGCUUAAACUUGACUCUAUUCACCAACUUGACUUUCAACAAUGUUCCAUGAUUGAUUCGGAUCUUUUACAAGACUUGGAGAACAUUAUUGAUACUCUCAAAAAAUUAGAAGUGUUGAAAACUGAACAUAGGAUAGUGAUUCCACUGCAACAUUUGCAGCAGGAUAUGAAGACCUUAUUUCCAGGAUUGUUGAUUUCUUUUGCUAAGAAUGAAACGUUUUUAACUCAAUUUAUUGAAAACUUUGUUCAGCCCCACCAAAAUGAUGUUUUUGGAGACAUAAUUGAGGAUCUUGUAAAAUAUCCGGAAGAAUACUGGAUUAAAGUUAUUCCAAUAAUGUUAGAAUACCUGACGUCUCUGACGAAAAGAUUAAAUGCAGUUAUUAUAGUCAUAAAAGAAGCACAUGUCCCAUGGUGCGAAGAAAUCCGAAAAAUUGCUUCCAGUUCAAUUCGUCAUAAUCACCCAUUAGUCUCUCAGAUCAUUGGAAAAAUCCAAGAGGAACGAAAAAGUAGUAUUUUGAGAAAGAAACCGUACUGUAUCAUGAAACCUUAUGAGGAUAGCUCCAAAUUUAUAUUAUUUGCUAUCAAUCGGAUCUUGUACUGUAACGAGCCUUCGAUGGUGCAUGACAUUUAUGAAAUUUGUAAGGAUUCUGCAACAACAAAGCUCGAAGCAGAUGUUUUGAUUAUUCAUCAUCUCAUUAAAAAGGGCGAUUUUUAUAAUGCACUUGAGGUCUUGGACCGUAAUUCGGAAGAAUAUGUAAGCAAAUUGUGCAGAAGAUUAGUUAUGCAUGCCUCAACAGCAAUUGAUAAUGAGUACAAGCUGGACUCAGUGCAAGAAAAUUAUUACGAAAUCUUAGGUUCCAUAUUCGUUAGACUACAAAGAAAUGAGUCGAGUUUCAAAAAGCAAAACCACUGUAAUACAUUGCAACUUCUAAGAAAUGUUUAUCACAUUCAAAGAAGUUUCAAGAUGAACGUAAUAUGCAAGGAUUUUAUUAAGCCUGUGAAAAAAUAUUUACUCAGCAAGCUAAUGCCAGUACUUACUGAGGAGUACAGCAACAACAAAAAUACAGUCGUCUGCGUUAGAUCAUGUGAGAAAAUGGCAGAGUAUUUAAAACUAGACAGUAAGGAUGUCUUAAUUGAAUUAUGCCGACAAAUAAUCGGAGACUAUAAUAUAAUUGUAAGUGCUGGGCAAGUGCUUUACAAAAAUGAAGAUGAUCCGAAGAGUCUAUGUGCAAUGGCAACACUCUUAUUACUUUGUAUUGGUAUUCCAAACUCACGUUUUGAGAUUAGUGAUGCUAAUAGGUGGUGCGAUUACGAGCAUAUAGAUCUAAAACCAUUUACCGUUGGAUUAAGGCUUGCCAGAAAACUAAUGGUAAAGGCGAUUUUGACCGCUUCAGAAGUUGAUUUAAUUCGUUGCAUGGAAAUAGCAAACUGGACGGAAAUGACAUAUUUUGUCAGUUAUCCUGAGAUACACAAUGAAAGUUUGCACAAUGUUUGCCUAAGUAAUGCAAUGACUGCUAGUCUAUCUUUAUUUAAUGGCAUCAAGACUGUGUUUAAAUUUUAUGUGCAGCAUCUAGAUAUGACUACAAACUCCCACAUGUCCAACUUGUAUAUAGAAACAAAUGGUGACAUUGGAAAACUGGAGAGCAAUCCAGCAAUAGAUGUCUGCUCCCUUCAUUCUUCAAUAACAAGUUUAUCUGUUGAGGGCAAUGGCUAUAUGGCAUAUAAACUAAUUGAAGUGCUGCACAGAAAUAUGAUUUGCAUUAACGACAGCGAUGCAGAGUUGUCUGACAAUUUACAUGAAGUGCUACAAAACUGCGCUAAACGCUUGUUGCAUCAGAUGUUCUCGUCUGCUUCCAUUAACAUAGAUUUUGCGUUCAAUCUAUUGAUUAUCUUAAAAGACGUGAGCUACUGUAAACGUUUUUUGGUGCAAAGUUUAAAACAAUAUAAAAGAAAUUUUGUCAAAUUUGAGAAGACUGCUCAAGUUUCUCUAAGGUUUCUGAAACAUUACAACGUUGAACAUGGACAGCUGUUAUGUGGGGACAUCUUAUGUCUUUCAAAAUGGUGGAAGCGGUUAAAUAAUUGUUGCAUUCCAUAUGAGGAAUUUUUCAGACAGUCACCAAGAGAACUUCUUUCAAAGCUCAUUAAAUUGAAGUGCUUAGAUACAAAAAUGAUAAAUAGAUUUUGUUUAGACGCCAAUUUUGACGUUGAUCAACAUUAUCAGCUCUACUUGGAAAGCUUGCUAUUGAAUUGGGAGCCUCGUUAUAGAAUUUGCGUUAAUGGUACUGGCGCAGUAAGGCUUGUUAUGGAACACAAAAAAGAUGAAUUCUUUGAAAUAUGUUUAGAAGUUAUUCAUCUUAUUGACUCGGUUGAUGUUGUACUGGAUUUACUGAAAACCAUUUGGGAGAAGGUCAACUUUUAUCAUUAUGAGGUGUUCACUUGCAUUCUGGACUUAUUAUCUUUUUUGGGUGCAAGUUCUGAUAACAAGGAGAAACGCACUGUAUUAUCAUUUUUGUAUUCGUACAAUCGAGUUGGCAAGCCAGGGGAAACCGAAGUUGAACAGUGGUUUACACUAUAUCCUGAUACUCAAUCUAUUGCUGCUCUGUCUCAGUGGCGAUUACCUUUCACUCCUACACUAUUAACUAAUAAAAUAUGGAGCAUCAUUCGACCGGAAGUAAAUUUAAAAACAUACACGCAUUGGUUUAAAGCCAUACGAGUCUUACUAAAUCUGACUCAGGAUGACAUAUGCAGUUAUGUUGUAAAAGAUGUUAUAUCAAGUGGCGUGUUUGCAAACAAUAACGUCGAAGAGUGGAUGAUUCAGGCUAAGCAUGAGGAAUUGCUUCAAGAAAUAGAUCUGUGUAUGCAAAAUAUUAGUAAUUACGAGUUAGCCACAGCUACAUUGUAUACAUUAAUUCCUAAUAUACCAAAAGGAGCGGACAUGGUGAAUGCGGCUGCUUUAUGUUACAAGUAUGCGUGCAAAUAUCUAGCACAAUUCCCAAAAUCUGUCGAUGUUCAAAAGGCUGUGAUCAAAGUGCAUAAGAAGUAUUUACAUUUUUCGAUUAUACAUAUACUUCAUGUAAAUAAUUUGGCUGAUAAGAAGUAUCUCGAUAUUAUAGGAUUGCCCAUUGAAGAUUUCAUCAAAGCAUUAUAUAUGGAUGAUAGAAUUUUGAAAAAAAGGGAACUCAUUAACGUGUAUUGUCCAGAUAUAAAUAAAGCAGUUGAAGAAUUGGCUGUGCUGCAUAAUAUAAACGUUCAAGAAAAAAGGAUAGAAUUGCUAACUUACUGGUUGUCCGUCCCUUUGCUGUCAGUACCCUUCUCAAUAAAGAAGGAUACAUCAAUUCAAAUGAACUCAUUGCACGAAUUCAACAAUACGUCGGAACAUUUGAUUCGAGCAUCUUACUUAUGUACCAGUGGAAACUUGUCAGACUGGCAAUCAUAUUUACUGGCGGUGGGAAAUGUCGAGGUAACCGAAUCAAAAAAUUUGGGCUUCAAAGCAAUGGCCCUAAAGUGUUUUUGCAACAUUUCCACCAUUAAGGAUAUUGAAAGGCUAACCGGGUCAACCUAUAAUGAGUAUCGGAAUUUCAUAAAUAAAUUAUCUCUAAUAAGUAAUCUGGAGCAUUUUGGCUUUUAUUUUACAAUUGAUGCCCUAGAUAGACAUAAUAAAGUGGAGCUGUUGAAUCGAUUAUCCUACCACAUGAAUAGCAUUAUGUCAUUAAAGGUAGUGGCCUCUGUAUGUGUAACGUAUACAAUUUAUGAAACAAAGUAUUGGGCAACCAUAGUAAGGGGUAUGGUAAAGUUAGAGAUGUUUCAAGAAUUAAAAGAAAGUUUAACGUUUUUGAAGAAGAAAGUAGUUGUGUACAAUUUGCAGUGGUAUAUAGAUGCUUGGCAGUUUGUAAUAAAUUAUUCUUUGAAAUCUACAUCACAAGUUGAUCGCGGAACAGUUCGGAAGCAGUGCAUUGAUAGCUUUAUUGUGAUACAAGCAUGUCCAGUAUUAUUUUCAUUAAACUUUGAGCCUAUCAUUGGAAAAUUUUUGGAGCUGGAACAAUAUGAAUUUGUAGCAUUGUUGCUUCAAUAUUUAAAGAAAGAGGACCAAGAUCGUUACAUAAAGGCGUUACAUAAUGUUAAUAUAAAUAUUGGUGACAGAUUUAGAGAAUUAAUAGGCAUGGGAUUUGUUGGUUCUACACAUGUGCAGAACAUCUUAUCUAAAUUUCACAAUGGGAGUGAUUUAAAUGAAGUGGAUUAGGAUUACGCAUUAUUGUUACUGUUGUAUGACAAGAUAUUUUUAUUUUUUCAUUAAAAAUUAUGUAUUUUC
Photinus pyralis (common eastern firefly) is the source of this 6239-nucleotide messenger RNA. RefSeq lists its product as uncharacterized. Bases 123 to 6170 code for a protein of 2015 amino acids. The record is from RefSeq and is a predicted model, not a curated record. Gene Ontology annotation, biological process: mitotic sister chromatid segregation; mitotic spindle assembly checkpoint signaling; protein localization to kinetochore involved in kinetochore assembly. Gene Ontology annotation, molecular function: small GTPase binding. The transcript is spliced from 27 exons. Gene Ontology annotation, cellular component: cytoplasm; kinetochore microtubule; RZZ complex. NCBI's taxonomy places the organism in Eukaryota, Metazoa, Arthropoda, Insecta, Coleoptera, Lampyridae.